AUGCAUAUUGAUGAUGAUACUCAAAAUGUUACAAAAAUUAAAUCGCAUUUAGUGAUUGAUAUGCAAAAUCAUCAUGAUAUCAUCAAAGAAAAAUUAAGUGACUAACCUAGAAAGGUCUUAAUAUUGAAUACAGGUGGAACAAUAUCAAUGUUUCCAUCUUCAUCUGGAUAUGUUACAAAAACGGGAGCAUUAAAAAACUUUUUACAAAACAAUCCAUUCUCUUGUGAUAUGGAUUACACUUACUUUAAGGCUACUGAUGAUUUUCUAAUUACUCCCAUAACAGCCUUUAAUAGGAGAAUUUGGUUUAAAGUUGAUGAAUUAGAUAAGUUGCUUGAUUCCUCAAACAUGACUUCAGAUGAUUGGGUAACCAUAGCUGAGAGGAUAGAGAAAGCCUAUAAAUAUUAUGAUAGUUUCAUCAUUUUACAUGGAACAGAUACUAUGGCAUAUACUGCAAGUGCUUUAUCUUUUAUGUUUCAAAAUCUAUCAAAAACAGUGAUAUUGACAGGUAGUUAAGUUCCUUUGUCACAACCAAGAAAUGAUGGAUUUACUAAUUUUCUUAAUGCUCUCACAAUAGCUGGACAUUUUACUAUUCCAGAAGUAUUAAUAUGUUUUUAGGAUAAAUUAUUAAGAGGUAAUAGAGCUUAGAAAGUUAAUUCUUCUUCUUUGGAUUCAUUUGAUUCUCCAAAAUUCACUCCUUUAGGAUAUUUUGGAGUAAAUAUUAGUAUUAAAUGGGAUAUUAUAAUGAAGAAUCCCAAUGAAGAGAAUUUAUAAGUGAAUAAGAAAUUCUGUACAAAUAUAAGUUUGAUACGUUUGAAUCCAUUAUUAAAUCAUGUCACUCUAAAUGAGAUAUUUAAGAAUGAGAAAUUGAAAGGUGUUGUUAUAGAGACUUAUGGAGCAGGUAAUAUGUAAACAGAAGAAAAGUUUUGUAAUGAAAUUGCAUAGGCAGCCAAAAGAGGAAUUGUCAUAGUCAAUAUAUCUCAAUGUCAUACAUCACAAGUAGAAAUGAUUUAUGAGACAGGCAUCAUAUUUGAGAAUAUGGGAGUGUAUAUUUCUAUAAUGAUUAAUUUUUAGUAUAAGUGGAGGAGAUAUGACAUCUUAAGCAGCUUUUACUAAAUUAGGAUAUUUAUUAGCUUAAACUGAUGAUGUUGAUAAGGUUAAGGAUGAGUUUUAAAGAAAUAUAAGAGGAGAAUUAACAGAAUCAGGUGGUACAGCAGAGACUGAACCAUUUUUAAUGGCCUUAUCAUCAGCCAUUAAAUAGUAACAUUCCAAAAUAGAUUUGAAUAAAGAUCUUGUGUUUCCAAAUAUAUUGUGUUAGAUAUGUGUUCAAAAGAAGAAAUUAUCAUCAAUGAAAUUAUCAAAAAUUGUAAUAGAACUAUAAAUUAACAAUAGGAAAUCAAUUAUAAAGCAUAAGAUUAUGAUAAAAGAAGUAUAUUACAUGUAGCUGCAAGAGAAGGUUCAUUAGAAAUUGCAGAACUCAUUCUCAGGAAAUGCCCAGAAAUUGUUAAUAAUGUUGAUAGAUGGAAACAUAGUGCUAUGUAUGAAGCUGUUAUGGCUAAGAAUACUUAAAUGAUCUAAUUACUCUUGAGAUUCCAAGGGAAAUUGAUUGCUCCAAUAAAAGAGUUGACUUAACUUUUGAUGUUAGAUAUUGCAAAUGGCAAAGGAGAGAUGCUUAAUCUCUUUUAUGAGGCUGGAGAAAGAGAUUUUACUUAAUAUAAAACUGAAGAUAAUAGAACUGUUGCUCAUUUGGCUGUUUCUGUAGGUAAUGAUGCUGCUUUACAAUUUCUAUCUAAUCCUGGAGUGAUUUUUGAUUGGUAGGUUCAAGACAAGUUUGGAAGAAUACCAAAGGAUGAGAAAAUAUUAUAGAAAAGAUUAUUAAAGAGAUGAU
This is a messenger RNA of Paramecium pentaurelia, 1885 nucleotides long. The record is from the annotation of a GenBank genome assembly. NCBI's taxonomy places the organism in Eukaryota, Ciliophora, Oligohymenophorea, Peniculida, Parameciidae.